Chironomus riparius is the source of this 984-nucleotide messenger RNA. The record is from the annotation of a GenBank genome assembly. Lineage: Eukaryota; Metazoa; Arthropoda; Insecta; Diptera; Chironomidae.
AUGAUGAAUUUUGAAUCAAAAGUUUGUCGUGUGUGUCUUGAAUGCAAUGACAGUGAUAGCUUUAUUGACAUUUUCGUAAGUGACGAAGGAAUCGCUGAUAAAAUAUUUACAAUUUCAGCUGUUGUGAUUCUCAAGCAGGAUGACUCGUGUUUUAUCUGUAGAUCGUGCCUUAGUCAACUGAAUGAUGCUAUAAAAUUUCGACAAAAUUGCCUUAAAGCCAACGAAUAUUUCCAAAGUAUUAAUCCACAAAGUUCAGAUGCUAACUUUAUAAUCACAGAAUCACUAAGUGCUAAUGAAUCUUCAAGUCCAAUUCCAAAUGCGAACAAGGCAAAUGAGUCUCAAAAGUAUCAAUGCACAAAAUGUGCUAAACUCUUCUCAUGUCGAUAUUAUUUACAAAAGCAUGAACAUGUAAAGCAUACAGAAGUCAAUCCUAAAGACUAUUUUGAAUGUGAUAAGUGCAGCUAUAAAUCGAAAACUAAAUCACUGAUGAAAGCUCAUUUGCUUUAUAAUCAUAAAAGUUCAAGCAUAAGACAUCCAGAAACAUUUCAAUGCAAAUUUUGUGGAAAGAUUUGCAUGAGCUCAGGUGCUCUAUAUGGACACGAAAAGAUACACAGAACAGUCGCACCAGAAGAUUACCUGAAAUGCCCUCAAUGCAACAAGUCGUUCAAAGAGAAACGAUUGCUGAAAAAUCACAUCCAAUUAGUGCAUGAAAAGUCACGGAUGAAGCAGUGUUACGAGUGUGGAUUUAUUGCAACAUGUUCUGGGAGUCUUAAUAAGCACAGAAAAGCUGUACAUCUCAAAAUAAGGAAUCAUAUUUGUGACGAAUGUAAACAGGGCUUUGCAACAAAUCAGCAAUUGCUUCGACAUCUUCGAACUCAUUCCGGUGCUCGUCCAUAUCCUUGCUUUAAUACAGCCUGUGAUAAAUUGUUUGCAGACUCGCAUGGCAGGAAGAGACACAUGAAGAUUUGUUCGAAUAAAGGUUGA